This is a messenger RNA of Penicillium antarcticum, 1143 nucleotides long. Its product is annotated as asparaginase ahrA. The record is from RefSeq and is a predicted model, not a curated record. Lineage: Eukaryota; Fungi; Ascomycota; Eurotiomycetes; Eurotiales; Aspergillaceae. The transcript is spliced from 2 exons. Gene Ontology annotation, molecular function: asparaginase activity. The coding region runs from base 1 to 1143 and encodes 380 amino acids.
AUGGGCUUCCAUCUCAACACAUUCCUUGUCUCGGCUUUGGCUGCUACAAGCUAUGCCUCUCCCUUAAUCCAAGCUCGAGCUUCCAACAACACAUCCUAUACCAACUCCAAUGGCCUGAAGUUCAACCACUUCAAUGCUUCGCUGCCUAAUGUCACCCUCCUAGCAACCGGCGGCACAAUCGCCGGCACAAGCGACGACAAAACCGCAACAGCAGGCUACGAAUCUGGCGCAUUAUCAAUCACCCAGCUGCUAAGCGGAAUCCCAGAAAUCAACAACAUCGCCAACGUCGCCGCCGUCCAAGCCACAAACGUCAACAGCGGCGAUGUCUCCUCGUCCCUCCUCCUAAACCUAACCCACACCCUCCAAACAACCGUCUGCGACGACCCGACCAUGUCCGGCGCAGUAAUCACACACGGCACAGACACACUCGAAGAAUCAGCCUUCUUCAUCGACGCAACAGUAAACUGUGGCAAGCCAAUUGUCUUCGUAGGCUCGAUGCGUCCUUCAACCGCCAUUUCCGCCGAUGGACCUAUGAACCUGCUGCAGGGUGUGACCGUGGCUGUGGAUGAAGAUGCCAAGGAGCGUGGUGCACUUGUCGUACUGAAUGACCGCAUUGUCUCUGCUUUCUUUGCUACGAAGACGAAUGCCAACACUGUUGAUACGUUCAAGGCGUAUGAGCAGGGAAGUCUUGGAACCAUUGUUUCCAACACGCCUUACUUCUAUUACCCUGCUGUGCAGCCGAAUGCGAAGCAUGCUGUUGAUGUUGCCGAUGUGGAUUCUAUUCCGCGAGUUGAUAUUCUCUACGCUUAUGAGGAUAUGCAUGUCGAUUCGUUGUACAGUGCAGUUAAGAAUGGUGCUCAAGGGAUCGUUAUUGCUGGUGAAGGUGCUGGUGGUAUUUCCAGUGACUUUGGUGAUGCUAUCAAUGAUGUUGUUGCUAAGCAUGAUAUUCCUGUUGUGUUGAGUCACCGGACUGUGAACGGGGAGGUCCCUACUGCUGAUAUCACUGGUGGGAACAAGAAGACCCAGAUUGCUAGUGGGUUGUUCAACCCCCAGCAGUCGCGUAUCUUGGUUGGAUUGUUGUUGGCUGAGGGUAAGAAGGUUAAGGAGAUUCGGGAGGUGUUUGAGAGGGCUACCGUUGCCUGA